AUGGAUAAUAUUUUGGUUAAGAAUCAAAAACCACUUCCAAGAUUAUUAUAUUCCAACUACACUGCCAUACAAAACUUAAAGGGGAUAUUUUCGGAAAAUUGUCUAACUGUGGCUUGGAUGAACUGGAAGAAUCUUAAUAGUACUUUGCUGGCGGUAGAUAAAUUACUGAAAGCUUUAUAUUUUACCGACUUGCUAAUCGUUUAUGAAACAAUGGAUCCCCAACAACUGAAUUCACAAUUGAUGAGUAUUUAUGAAAAAUGCUGGCAAUUAGGUAUAUCCUCUGUCAUGGUGUGGACUAAUCAUGGACUCUACAUCUAUCAUCCGUAUCCGAGUAUAACUGUGAAGAGAUUAGAAAAUAUUUACGAAUUCACCAAUAGAAGUUAUUUGGAAAACUUCCACGGAUAUAACAUUAAAAUACCCACAGUCGAUUUUCCACCACGUUGCUUCAACUACACAAAUCGCCAAGGACAACUGAUAUACGCCGGUUAUAUUUACAAACUUAUAUCGGUUUUCUUUGCUCAUCACAAUGGUACAACUGAAUACUUUUUUGCGGAUAUGUGGUCGAAAAAUUUCUCCAUGGAGUGGGGUUUGACGAAAUGUAAACCGGUGGGAUGUGCCUUCUUGCCCAUAAUGUUGGAUGCUCACAAUUUAUUUGUGGCUAGUUGGGCGCCAUUUUUAGCGAAAAUAGUGUUACUAGUUCCAGCUGCUAAAGAAAUAUCGGAAAGUUUAUAUUUGCUGAUACCGUUUGAUGGCAUUGUCUGGGCUAUUGUUUUAAUCACAGGAUUCAUCUAUUUUCUACUUAUGUUUGGUGUAGCGAGACGUUGGAAAUCAAACAUCGAUAUUGGUAUGAUCCUGAUGGAGGCCUUUAAAACUAUAAUUUUUGUGGCAUUGGCAACCCCCAAAAGACGGAACAUACAACAUUUCAUGCUGUGUUUACUUUUCCUCUUUACCGGUCUCUUUAUUACCAAUUUCUAUACAUCAAGUCUCUGGAGUUUGUAUACAUCCAAAGUUUAUGAAAGCGAAAUGAAACUUCUCACCGACAUUGGAAACACCAAUCUGAAAUUAUUCAUCUACAGCUUAGAUAAAGGCUAUUUCGAUGUCAUAGCAAAUAAUUUACCACCGAUAAUUAGACAACGUUUAUACACCGGAGACGAUGACCAAUUUACGUCGUACCGCCAAAACCUGAAUAUGUCCUACAUAUAUCCGGCCAUAGAGGACUUGGCCGAUUACUUACUUCUGCAGCAAAUGUAUUUGCGUAGACCAAAGGCCAUAAAACUGGCAGAGCCAACUUAUCACAGAUCUUUUUUCAUUUCGAUGCAACUGAGAACACCGUUCCUACAACAAUUCAAUCGCUACUUUUCGCGUUUAUUCGAAAGUGGAAUCUUUAAUAAAUUCAUGUUAGACGCCCAGUGGGAUGGUUUGACAAGUGGUAAAUAUAAACUACUAAAGGAUGACCGAAGUACUAAUGAAGCCCUCACAAUGUCAUAUUUUCAAUUUGCUUUCAUAAUGCUGGGAUGUGGUUUGGGAAUGGCUGUUAUUGUAUUCGUUGUUGAAUUUUUGUGGGGAAUUAAAAUUAUGCUUAAUAUGUCCAGAGGACGUAAACGAAAUAAUGUUUUACCAUAG
This is a messenger RNA of Musca domestica (house fly), 1623 nucleotides long. RefSeq lists its product as uncharacterized. Bases 1 to 1623 code for a protein of 540 amino acids. The transcript has a single exon. NCBI's taxonomy places the organism in Eukaryota, Metazoa, Arthropoda, Insecta, Diptera, Muscidae. The record is from RefSeq and is a predicted model, not a curated record.